Messenger RNA from Quercus lobata, 585 nucleotides. RefSeq lists its product as uncharacterized. The transcript has a single exon. NCBI's taxonomy places the organism in Eukaryota, Viridiplantae, Streptophyta, Magnoliopsida, Fagales, Fagaceae. The record is from RefSeq and is a predicted model, not a curated record. The coding region runs from base 1 to 585 and encodes 194 amino acids.
AUGGCGCACUUUAUCAGAGGACAUCGGUACAAGAAAUCUAGGGCUUGUUUAAUGAGUAUCAAACAGCGAGAGGAGGAAAUGUUAAGGGCCUACAUAUCCCGCUUCAAUAAGGAGGCUCUCUCGAUCGACGAAGCCGACGACAAAAUACUUGUAGCAACAUUCAUGAAUGGGCUAAAGGAGGGUAAGUUUUUGUUCUCCCUGUACAAAAACGACCUGAAGACCAUGUCAGAGGUGCUUUGCAGGGCCACCAAAUAUAUGAAUGCUAAAGACGCACUAUUGGCCCGCGAAGAGAGACCCAAGAAGAGAGAAAGGCAAAAAGACACCCGGCAGGAUCAAGGCCGAAAGAGAGCGAGGACAGGAGACCGAAGGGAUGAGAGACGACUUAAGCCCCUAGAGGGAAGAUUCACCAGCUUCACCCCGUUGACCGCUCCGAUAGAUCAAGUCCUAAUGCAAAUCAAGGACGAGGGGGCUCUGACGUUCCCUUGGAAGCUGAAGAGCGAUCCCAACAAGCGGUCUAGGGAUAAAUAUUGCCGCUUCCAUCGUGACCAUGGUCACGACAUGGCAGAUUGCUAUGACUUGAAGUAA